AUGGCUCCUGUGCUUUCAUUCAUCGUUGGCUCGCUGUUGGCUGUUAGGGCUUUCGCCGAGCCGUUUGAGAAGCUCUUCGAAGUUCCUGAGGGAUGGAAGCUUCAGGGCCCAGCAUCUGAUGCACACACGCUCAAGCUCCAGAUCGCGCUCACGCAAGGCGAUACCGCGGGCUUUGAGCAGACCGUCAUGGACAUCUCGACGCCUUCGAACCCAAAGUACGGCCAGCACUAUGAGUCGCACGAGGAGAUGAAGCGCAUGCUUAUGCCCAGCGAGGAGACUGUUUCGUCCGUCUCUUCGUGGCUCAAGUCUGCCGGUAUCGAGAAGUUCGAGACCGAUGCCGACUGGGUGACCUUCAGAACCACUGUCGGUGUUGCCAACGAGCUCCUCGGAACGAAGUUCUCUUGGUUCGUUAGCGAGGAGAGCACACCCCGCAAGGUUCUCCGCACCCUUGAGUACUCCGUCCCUGACGAGAUUGCCGACCACAUCAACCUCGUUCAGCCGACUACUCGCUUCGCCGCCAUCCGUGCGAACCACGAGACUGAGCGUGAGAUCUUCGGUAUCCAGCUCGCUUCUUCCCCCAACAUCACUGUCAACUGUGAUGCAUCCAUCACCCCCCAGUGCCUGAAGCAGCUCUACAAGAUCGACUACACUCCCGACCCCAAGAGUGGCAGCAAGGCAGCUUUCGCUUCCUACCUCGAGGAGUACGCUCGCUACAGCGACCUCGCCCUCUUCGAGAAGAACAUCCUUCCCGAGGCUGUUGGCCAGAACUUCUCCGUCGUCCAGUUCAACGGUGGUCUGAACGACCAGAGCUCCAGCGACGACAGUGGCGAGGCCAACUUGGACUUGCAGUACAUGCUCGGUCUGGCGCAGCCCCUGCCCGUCACCGAGUACAGCACCGGCGGCCGUGGCCCAUGGGUCGCUGAUCUCGACCAGCCGGACGAGGCCGACAGCGCCAACGAGCCCUACCUCGAGUUCCUCCAGAGCGUGCUCAAGCUCAAGCAGAAGGACCUUCCCCAGGUCAUCUCCACCUCCUACGGUGAGAACGAGCAGAGCGUGCCCAAGUCAUACGCUCUCAGCGUCUGCAACCUCUUCGCCCAGCUCGGUAGCCGUGGUGUCUCCGUCAUCUUCUCCUCCGGUGACUCUGGUACCGGCUCUGCCUGCCUUUCCAACGACGGCAAGAACACGACCAAGUUCCAGCCCCAGUAUCCCGCUGCCUGCCCGUUUGUCACCUCUGUUGGUUCUACUCGCUAUCUCAACGAGACUGCUACUUUCUUCUCCUCCGGUGGCUUCUCCGACUACUGGAAGCGUCCCUCGUACCAGGACGAUGCCGUGAAGGCAUACUUCCACCAGCUCGGCCAGAAGAACAAGCCAUACUUCAACCGCCACGGACGUGGAUUCCCCGACGUCAGUGCUCAGGGCUUUGGCUACCGCGUCUACGACAAAGGCUCCCUCAAGGGCUACCAAGGAACGUCUUGCUCGGCCCCGGCAUUCGGCGGUAUCGUCGCUCUUCUCAACGACGCCCGCCUUCGUGCCAAGAAGCCCGCUCUCGGUUUCCUGAACCCCCUGCUGUACUCCAACCCCGAUGCGCUUAACGACAUCGUUCUCGGUGGUAGCACUGGAUGCGAUGGCCAUGCCCGUUUCAACGGCAAGCCCAACGGCAGCCCGGUUAUCCCGUAUGCUAGCUGGAACGCUACUGCGGGAUGGGACCCGGUUUCUGGUCUUGGCACACCGAACUUCCCCAAGCUGCUUAAGGCUGCUAUGCCCGCUAGGUAUAAGGCUUAG
Messenger RNA from Alternaria novae-zelandiae, 1782 nucleotides. It is a transcript of the gene SED2, whose product is annotated as Tripeptidyl-peptidase sed2. Lineage: Eukaryota; Fungi; Ascomycota; Dothideomycetes; Pleosporales; Pleosporaceae. The transcript has 3 exons. The record is from RefSeq and is a predicted model, not a curated record. Gene Ontology annotation, molecular function: tripeptidyl-peptidase activity; serine-type endopeptidase activity. The coding region runs from base 1 to 1782 and encodes 593 amino acids. Gene Ontology annotation, biological process: proteolysis.